ACUUAGACUCUGGUGUCAACGCCAAAGUCUAACUGUGGGUGUGGAUGCCUUGCAUACAUUAAUAAUUUAGUGUGUGUGUGUGUGUGUGUGUGUCGUCAGACCGCAGCCGUUGCACAACAGUCGUCAUACCUGUCCUGUUCUCUGUCCUCACGGCGAUCCACCUGUUCCUCUAACAGCAGGAGAGAUAGUGACACUAUCACCAAACUCUGCUAUCUGAACAGAUUAAUCAGAUGAGAUUCCUUCAGAAGUGUUUUAUCUCUGUUCUUCAGGAUCAGUGUAGGUUCUUCAGCAGGCCCGCUGGAUCAUGGCUGAGAGUCCACAGGAGCACAGCCCAGGGGUGUUGAGUCGUAUCGGGAGCUGGCUGUCAUGGGGUUGGGGCAGAGAUGAUCCCAGCUCCCAAACACAGCAAGAGGAGGACCACAGAGAAACCAGAGCAGACGAGACAGACAGUCCUUCAGGAGGUGAGACCAGCCCAACCCUCGAGCGGAAUGCCAAACAUCUGAGACUCGAACGCAGUCCGUCGCUUGAGAGGAGAAGCCCACCUGAUCUCUUUGACCAAAUGGGACGGAGGAGAUCUGGCAGAAGGAGGCGGAGCUCUCACGGAGAUGGGGGCGGAGUUAAAUCCCCAACCAGUCCCCAACCUGAAAGCCCUGAAGCAACCAGUUUGACGAGCGGCCCGCAGAUGACAUGCGCUGACUCAGCUUUUGAGGAAACGUCAAACAGCCUCCCAGAAGCCUCCGGAGCAGAAGCGACGAACUCAGGUAACCGAGAGGAUGUCUUCCGAGCAGAAUGGGCCCAAGUGCACCUGAGCGAAGACGCAGAUUCAGAUUCGCUGGUCCAAGCGGCGCUGGUUUAUACAGAUAUGGAUGAGGAACGGGUGGUGAGGCUGACGGAGAGCGCCGAAUCCAAGCGCCGGAGCAUCAAAGUGUCUCACAGCGAGGUGGUCUUCGCUAAAAAGGUGGUGGUCCCCUCGGAGGAGCAAAGGGAAAAUCAAAAUGUGGCUUUCAAAGACACCGAACGGCCGAGAUCUGAUGGAAGAGCCAGAUUUCCAGAGGACAGAGUGGAUGGCACCAAUGUGAAGUCCAAGGGCCGAAUCGCAGACAAGAUCAGUCUGUUUGAGAGAGGAGCCACCAAUGCAGUUAGCAGCUCCACAAACCUGCGUCACCUGGAUAUUUCUCCAGCUCGAAAUGUGGCUAGUCGUCUUUUGACAGAACGUGUCGGAGCACGGUCCAGUUCCGCACCCCCAAACCAAACGGUUAAAGAGAGGGCAAUGAAUUUUAAUGCAGGACGGAGGGGAGAAGAGAAGCUGACGUUGCCGUCUGGUCAUACGAUGAACGAAGGACAUUCAAAAACGGCUGAAAUAUCUUGUUCUGCACGUUUUGAAAAAUCUACAGCAAAGACAGAUACUAGCGGAGAGCCAAAGGUUAAAUGCAAACCUCAUUUAAACCUCGAUCAAACAGACUCAAAAUCCCACAAUGCAACACAAAGUACACCUGUAUUGUCAGAAAGCACAAGUGACUCAAACAUUGGGAAUAAAGAGCUGGAUUCUCUGCCAAUGGUUUCAUCACCUACUGAUGAGACACCGCAGGUGAAAUCGCCAAACCGGACUGGCUCGCGAUCUAAAAAGCGUCGAGGCAAAGAUCCACUGAGCCCCACCAAGCCAGAAAUGGUUCAGGGUAAACAGGAGGUCAGGGACAAACCUCUUGUAGACAUUGUAAAGACCACAGAGCAGUAUUCUGAUAAAGAAAGACCCAACUCUGCUUGGGAGGCCGUAAGCAAAACACCUGAAGUCCCUCCAAGGUUGGAGAAAGCAACAGAAAUUAUGCAAAGCACAAAGAAAAAAUCAGACUCUCCACCUGCGGACACAAAAUUUCCUAAAGAAAUGAAAAGCAAAGAUGAGAAGCAGCAUAGCUCAAAUGAAGAGAAGACAGAACAGACAGAGAUGGACUCAAAAACGGAAGAGAAACAGAGAAACAUCAACCAAAAACAGCCUGUUCAUGAGCGCUCAGAAGGAGAGGGGCAGAUGCACAGAGACGUGAUUGUAAACACAUUGUUUGGAGAGUCAGGGAAACCAGAUCCAUCUGUGACAAAAGAAGAGAAACCACCAUCCCCGGAGGACCUGAAGGAGGCCAACUCUAAAGAAUCCUCUGAGCCAGCCAAUAACAGCGCUGCAGCCUCCAGGAAAGAUGCCAUGCGAAACAGAGGGAGUGAGACGGAUAUGCUGGUCUUACCUGAGAAAAAAGCGGAAAACACCACUGAAAGUGACUUAAAAUCAGCACAAAGACCAUCAAAGACAAACCAAAAGAGUCGAGAAAAAGAUCGUUUGGCUGAGAUUAACAAUCAGAAUGAGAAAAACGAGCUUUUUACAGAAACAACUGAGACACACAAACAUAGUACUGAAGUCAGUACAUCAAAGCCAACCGAGCAGAAUGUAGAAGAAGGAAUUACAUCAAAGACGACUAAACAUGGUAAAUCAAAGGACACCUCGGCUGUGAGACAAGACGACACCACUGUUAUGCCAACCAGUGAGGGUAAAGAGACUCAGACUACAGAGAUAAACUCGGAAUUGUCUGAUCAGACUAAAGAAAACGCCACUUCUACAAGUAGGACACCGGCAACACUAAACCCUGCACUGGUCAAAAACCAAAAUGACUAUAUGGAUGCCAUAAUUUCACCUCAAAUUCCACCUACAGAGGGAGGCGGUCCCAAAAGAGACGGGCCACCCCUACAAAACCAAUCAGAGAGUGGAGAAGAACAGAAAACACAGGCAGUGUCUAAUAAAAGGGAUUUACAACAGCCCAGCACUGAUAUUAAAAAGGGAGGCACCAAGGAAACCCAGAGUAAAAUCACCAGCACAGAAAUGACAUCCAUAAUAAAAGGAGAUAUACACUCUGUGCAGGCGGAAGAUCAGGUUUCUGACUCUCUUAAGCAGUCUGGAGAAAAUGCACUUGGCUCUAGCCUUGAAAAUACCUUACCUGAAAUAACAUCCAAUAAUGACAAUCUACCUCUGAGCUCAGCAAAAAAGAAGCCCACUUCCUUGUCAUCCAAAGCCAUUGAAGCAUCCACUGAGAAAUCUGGCCAGGUCACCGCUAAACCAGCCUCAAAAGAUGAUACGGCUUUCAAUGAUAACGAGAACACAACUCUGUCAAACUCAGCUAAUAAAAAAACAAAUAAUGAAAAGACCACUCCUCCACCAGCCUCUACAAAUGUAAUAACAACUUCUGAAAAACCAACAACUAUCGAAAAAAGCACAUCUCCACAAGCCUCAACCAAUGAGAAAACCUCCACUUUGCCUGCCUCAACUAAAGAAAAGACUACAGGUCUAUCAUCAUCAACCACUGAGACAAUAUCUGCUACAUCAGGCUCCAAUGAAGACAAAAACAAACUUCCACCAGCCUCAACUGAUGAGACAAUCUCUGCUUUGCCUGCCUCAACUAGCGAAAAGACCACGCUUCCAAGAACAUCAGACAAUGAAAAGACUACACCUCCAACAGCAUCAGCCAUUGAAAAGACUACACCUCCAACAGCAUCAGCCAUUGAAAAGACUACACCUCCAACAGCAUCAGCCAUUGAAAAGACUACACCUCCAACAGCAUCAGCCAUUGAAAAGACUACACCUCCAACAGCAUCAGCCAUUGAAAAGGCCGCGCCUCCAACAGCAUCAGCCAUUGAAAAGACUACACCUCCAGCAGCACCAGCCAUUGAAAAGACUACACCUCCAACAGCAUCAGCCAUUGAAAAGACUACACCUCCAACAGCAUCAGCCAUUGAAAAGGCCGCGCCUCCAACAGCAUCAGCCAUUGAAAAGGCCGCGCCUCCAACAGCAUCAGCCAUUGAAAAGACCACACCUCCAACAGCAUCAGCCAUUGAAAAGACUACACCUCCAACAGCAUCAGCCAUUGAAAAGACUACACCUCCAACAGCAUCAGCCAUUGAAAAGACUACACCUCCAACAGCAUCAGCCAUUGAAAAGACUACACCUCCAACAGCAUCAGCCAUUGAAAAGGCCGCGCCUCCAACAGCAUCAGCCAUUGAAAAGGCCGCGCCUCCAACAGCAUCAGCCAUUGAAAAGACUACACCUCCAGCAGCACCAGCCAUUGAAAAGAGUACACCUCCAGCAGCAUCAGCCAUUGAAAAGACUACACCUCCAACAGCAUCAGCCAUUGAAAAAGCGGCGCCUCCAACAGCAUCACCCAUUGAAAAGACUUCACCUCCAACAGAAUCAGCCAUUAAAAAGACUACACCUCCAGCAGCAUCAGCCAUUGAAAAGACUACACCUCCAACAGCAUCACCCAUUGAAAAGACUUCACCUCCAACAGAAUCAGCCAUUGAAAAAGCGGCGCCAACCAUUGAGACAACCUACACAUUAUCAGGCUCAGCUAAUGAACAAACCACACCAUCUGCCUCAUUAACCAUUAGGUCUCCCUCCACUUCAUUAGGUAUAGGUGAUGACAAGAACAAACCUUCAUCAACAUCAACCAUUGAAACAAUCUCCACUUUAUUAGCCUCCAGUGAUGAAAAGAACAAACCUCCACCAGCCUCAGCUAAUGAAAAGAACACAACUCCAUCAGAGACAACUAAUGAAAAGACCAUAUCUCCACAAGCCUCAACCAAUUGCACAACCUCCACUUUGCCUGCCUCACCUAAAGAAAAGACUACACCUCCACCAGCAUCAACCACUAAGACACUCUCUACUACAUUAAGCUGCAGUGACGACGAAAACAAACCUCUGCUAACUUCAACUAAUGAGACAGUCUCCGCUAAUAAGACUGCGCCUUCAACAGCCUCAACAAAUGAAGAGAACACAACUACAUCAGAGUCAGCUAAUAAAAGGACAACUAAUGAAGAGACCACAUCUCCACAAGCCUCAACCAAUGAGACAACCUCCAAGAAAAAGACUGCACCCCUACCAGCAUCAACCGCUGAGACAAUCUCUGCUACAUUAGGCUCCAAUGAUGACAAGAACAAACCUCCACCAGCCUCAACUGAUGAUAAAACAACAUCUUCAUUAGACUUAACCAAAGAGAGAACCACACCUCUACCAGUCUCAACUAAUGAGACAAUCUCCACUUUGCCCGGCCUAGCCAAUGAAAAAUCCACGCCUCCCACAGCAUUAGCCAAUAAAAAAGCCAAACCUCUACCAGCACCAACUAUUGAGCCAACCUCCACAUUAUCAGACUCAGGUAAUGAAAAGACCACACUAUCUGCAUCAUCAACCGUUGAGGUUGCCUCCUCUUCAUUAGGCUCAGUUGAUGACAAGGCCACUCCACCAUCAGUCUUAACUAAUGACAAGACCACACCUCCACCAGCCACAACUAAAGAAAAUGCUGCACCUCCACCAGCUUCAACCAAUCCACCAGUCUCCAUUGAUAUCACUACUAAAAAUGAGAGGACCACACCACAACCAGCAUCAUCCUCUUUCCUGCUAACCUCCAUCAAUGGAGAUAAUAUAACUCCACUUCCUUCAUCCAAAGAAAAGACAAUAUCACCACCAGACAAUGACAGUAGGAAGGCCACACCAUCACCAGAAAAGCCCUUGGGUCCUGAAGUCUCAGCAAAAGAGAAUAUCUUCUCCAGUAAAUCUACGACUCCAUCCACAAGAAAAAAGGAGUUCAUCCUCAAACCCUUUCUCCUUCCAGAAAUCCCUGCUGCGCCCGGCAGUUCCUCCCAGAGCAGGGACUCUCCAUCUAGCUGGCUUGAUGUGGAUCACCAACGUCCUAUAAGGAAGAAGCUGUUGAUUCCAGAUCCCAAGCUGAGCUCCUCUUUGAGUGAGACCAACCUCCUGAACACAUCGGGAGAGUUUGACCCAGAUGACUUCAUUGCAAAUGUGAAAAGGCUAGCGAUGCCAUUCAAUCUUCCCCUACGCAAACACAACAAACAUCGCCUGCAAGCACCUCCAUUUGCCAUGCCUGCCAUCAAAGAAGACCACUUUGAGAAACCCUUUGAUCCGGAGGAGUUCCAGCAUGGCUUGAGGCGAAGGAGGGAAUUCAUUUUGGAUCUGCCUCCCAGUUCAAAAUCAAAAGUCACAGAAGUCAAGGAGGCAGAGAUCAAACCUAAGCGAGAGAGCAUCCUCACAAGGUCCCUGAUCUUCCAGAGAGCAAGGAAGGAGCCUGAAAAGGAAGAGGAAGCAAUAGAGGAGGGAUCAGAUGAGAAUAAAACAGAACCACAGAAGGCAAAGUCUCGUUUGGAGAGGUGCUCUAUUGUCAGCCUUCUACGCAGCCCCAGCAAAGGAAGACGAAUGGAGUUUUUAAGCCCCACUGAGAGUCCUUCAGGUGGGCUGUUAUCACCCAGCGAUGGUUCUGGGUCUACGGCACCUCCACAAUCACAACUAGCCCCAACUAUAGAACCACCCAAAUUGGUCCCAGUAGAGGAAACCCUAGCUAAGAAUAACAGCCGCGAUACACCGUCUGGUUCUCAGGUUAUUCAAAAACCUAGCUUGGACAUUGGGCCUGCCAUGACACCUGACCUCAAAACUACUUCAAGAGACCCCACAGUCUCUCUUUUGACAGACUCUAAUGCUUCUUUUCCUCUAGUGGUAGCCAAACUAGUUCCCAGGUUGUACCCAAACCUACGAAAGAUGAUGGACCUACCCUGGCACGACUUGAAAGCAACUUCAGCAGACCCUUCAGUCACCAUGUUUACAGACACUAAUGCUCCUACUCCUCCCAGUGGUUCCCAAACCAGUUCCCAGGUUCUAUUGAAACAAACAAAAUAUGAUGGACCUACCCUGACACCUGACUUGAAAGCAACUUCAUUUGACCCUCCAAUCACCAUGUUAACAAACACUAAUGCUCCUCCACCUAGUUGUACCCAGUCUGGUUCCCAGGAUGAUGGACUUGCCAUGACACCUGACCUUAAUGCUUCUACUCCUCCCAAUGGUUCCCAGACUAAUUCCCAGGUUGUACUGAAACCUACUACAGAUGAUGGACCUACACUGGCAACUGACUUGAAAAUAACUUCAUUAGACCCUUCAAUCACCACUAAUGCAUCUCUAACGCCUAGUUAUACCCUGUCUGGUUCCCAGGAUGUUCUAAAACCUAUCAAGGAUGAUGGACCUGCUAUGACACCUGAUCUCAAAACAACUUCAAAAGACCCCACAGUCACUAUGUUUACAGAUACUAAUGCAUCACUGCUUCUCAACACUACCCAGACUGGUUCUGAUGUUGUUCUGCGACCUGAUGGACCGACCCUGAAAACAACUACAGUAGAUGCUCCUCCACCAUGUCCUUCCUUUGAUGACAUCAAGUUGCCUAGUUUCCUGGAGAAAUUUCUUCCAAAGGAACCUGAAAAUGCUCAACCAUCAAAUAAGAUCAACCCACUGAUGGCUAGAGAAAGUGCCUCAAUACCUGGUCUAGUGGAUCUGAAUAAGGCUGUUGACGUAGCUGACAGGAUGAUCCCAGAAGAUACGAUUCUACCUGCACCUGUAGUUCCAGCGGCUCAAAUCCCUCAAGCUAUACCUCAGCGAAAACUUCCAAAUAUUCCAGCUGCUCGCGGAAUCCACCGGCGUCCUGGAAAGAUUGUGAUAUUUGAGCACCAUCAGUUCAGCGGUCAGUCCAUUGAGUUCUACAGGGAUCAACCUGAUACCACACACAUGAAACUGUCCAGUGUCAUAUCUAUUAAAGUGAUCAGAGGAUGCUGGAUAUUAUAUGAGAAACCGGGAUUUGAGGGACGAUGCAUCGCUCUGGAAGAGGAAGGAGUUACCGAACUGCUCAAUCAAUGGACAGAAGAGGGUGAUAAAACAUCUGCCCCUGUGGUCAUUGGCUCAAUUCGACUGGCUGUCAGAGACUACACUCCUCCCCGGAUAGAGCUGUUCACCGAGCCUGCUGGCAGAGGCAGAAGCUCUGAGUAUAUGGAUGACACAGCAGAAGUGGGCAGUUUUAGCCGUCCUCAGAGCACCGGCUCCAUCAAAGUCCACAGUGGUCUGUGGCUGGUUUACAGUGAUCCGGGUUUCCAGGGUCUGCUGGCGGUUCUGCAGGCCGGAGAGUAUCCGUUCCCGGAGGACUGGGGUUUCCCGUUGCCCGUGGUCAGCUCUCUGAGGCCCCUGCGGAUGGGUGCUCUGAAGGUCGAGAAGCCAAACGCGGUCAAGGCCGUGUUGUAUGAGAAGGCCGGUUUGGAGGGCCGAUGCGUGGAGGUUCAGGGAGACGUCUUCUCCUUCACCAGGACAGAAACGGACCCGAGCGACCCGGACAAUCAUGGACUGAACUGUGUGGAAUCACUCAAGAUCCUCGGAGGCCUGUGGGUGGGAUACGAUGGCGAGGGUUUCGAGGGGCAGCAGUUCGUUCUGGAGGAAGGAGAGUAUUUGGACUGGACAGACUGGGGCGGGACGGGGGAAAAACUCCUCUCUCUGCGGCGUGUUUUCACGGAUUUCUCCUCCCCUCAUAUGAAGAUGUUUACUGAGCCGGACUUCUCAGAGCGCGGCGUCAGCAUCGACCUCCUGGAGCCGCUGGAUAACGCCAUGAACACACGCUACGGCCCGCAGACGCGCUCCAUCGAGGUCCUGGCCGGAGUGUGGGUGGUGUUCGAGGGCCCCGGGUUCUCGGGUCAGCAGUAUGUUCUGGAGAAGGGUCUGUACGGAAGCCCGGAGGACUGGGGCUCAUCCCACAGCCGCAUCUGCUCGGCCGUCCCUGUGAUUCUGGAAAAUUCGGAAAACUCCUGCCACUUCCAGAUUGAGCUGUUCUCUGAGUCUGGAUUCGGUGGAACAUCUGUCCUGCUGAAGGACUCGUUACCCACGAUCCCCGGCGGCUUCAGUGUGCGGUCCUGCAGGGUUCAUGCGGGCAGCUGGCAGGUGUUCAGCGGCGAGUGUUUCUCGGAUCAUCAGUGUGUUCUGGAGGAGGGUUUUUAUCCUGAUCUGAGGACGAUGGGUUUCUCUGAGCCGGACGCAUCAGUGCUGUCGCUGCAGCCCACGGGACUCGAGCUCUCGGUGCCGGCGCUGCUCCUGUUUGAGCGCUCUGGACUCAGAGGACGGAGGACGCCACUGAAGACGGCUUCGGUGAAUCUGCAGCUCACACACAGCUGCUCCAGAGUCUCAUCUGUGCUGGUGCUCGGCGGCAUCUGGGUUCUGUACGAGGAUCAUAACUUCAGAGGCUCUCAGCUCCUGCUGAAGCCCGGCGCUGUUCCUGAUUGGCACAAACUCUCCUCCUGGCUGCGAAUCGGAUCGCUUCGGCCGCUGGUGCAGAAACAAGUGCAUUUCCGUCUGCGGAACAAAGAGGCGGGGCUACUGAUGUCCGUCAGCGGCUCAUUGGACGACAUCAAACUGAUGCGUAUCCAGGUGAGCGAGGAAUCGGGCGGAGCUGAGCAGAUCUGGACCUAUCAGGACGGUCACCUGCAGUGCAAGUGUCUGCUGGACGUGUGUGUGGAUGUGAGCUCUGGUGUCCUGAUGUCCGGCAGCAGACUCGUUCUCUCCGCUGAAGCCGGAAAACCUCAGCAGCUCUGGAGCAUCACGAGCGCCGGGAUCAUCCAGAGCCACACCAGACCAGAGCUCGUGCUGGAGGUCAAAGGGGGUCAGCAGUUUGACAAACACCAGAUUAUCGUGAAUGAAUUCCACCCAGACAAACUGAAUCAGCGCUGGUCUCUGGAGCUCCUCUGAGCUGCGCCACAGGACCCACUGCUCUGCUGCGGAGCUGCGCCAGGGGGACCAGCGUCCUGUGAGGCAGCUGCGCCAGGGGGACCAUCAGCUGUGGAAAUCUCAUUCUCAUGAGAGCCAGUGGAUGGAAAAUGACCAUAAUCAGCUGGACGUUGUAUUAUUUUUAUACAUGAACUCUCAGAUCGACAGGAAGAGCACAUACUUGAACAAUAAUAACUAUUUUCUUUUGUGUCAAGUGCAUAAACGUGCCUGUGUGGACACUGAUCUCAGCUGUAUUAAAGCACGAGGUGUUAAGAAAAAAUGUUUUUAAAAAAUGUUUGUUGUGUUCUAAUCACUGAGACGUGAGAUCAGCUCUGUGCUGAUUGGCCCGCGGGGAUUGGCUGGCUGCUGAUUGGCUGUCAGGGGAUUCUGGUGUUUUAUGGUUCAGAUGCUUCAGACAGAAGCCUCUUCUCGCAGUCAGCACAAACCAGACCAGUGUUUAUCUGCAUUCAGAUAAGAGCCACGUCCAGGACUGUUGGACUGUAACAAAACCAUAUUAUAGUGAAGGCAAUUCACAGUCGAAAUUGACUUUUCAUCUCAGAGUUCUGACUUUUUUCUUGUUCUGAGAAUUAUAAAAUGCUUGAUAAUAUAAACUCACAAUUCUGAGAUCAA
Molecule: messenger RNA, 10234 nt
Organism: Cyprinus carpio (common carp)
Lineage: Eukaryota; Metazoa; Chordata; Actinopteri; Cypriniformes; Cyprinidae
Product: crystallin beta-gamma domain containing 1b
Source: RefSeq, a predicted model, not a curated record